This is a messenger RNA of Drosophila navojoa, 460 nucleotides long. It is a transcript of the gene RpL30, whose product is annotated as ribosomal protein L30. Gene Ontology annotation, molecular function: RNA binding; structural constituent of ribosome. NCBI's taxonomy places the organism in Eukaryota, Metazoa, Arthropoda, Insecta, Diptera, Drosophilidae. The record is from RefSeq and is a predicted model, not a curated record. Gene Ontology annotation, cellular component: cytosolic large ribosomal subunit.
UGCCAAUGGCAGCGUGUUUCCGUUUUGCUGGUUGAUCUGCCUUUUUGACAGCGUCACUCGACCAAGUUGUUAUUGUGUGACUUAAAACAUUCAAUAUGGUUGCCGUAAAGAAACAGAAAAAGGCCUUAGAGAGCACCAAUGCGCGUCUGGCGCUGGUUAUGAAAUCCGGCAAGUACUGCCUGGGUUACAAGCAAACGCUGAAGACCCUGCGUCAGGGCAAGGCUAAACUGGUGCUCAUCGCCAGCAACACGCCCGCAUUGAGGAAGUCGGAGAUUGAAUACUACGCCAUGUUGGCCAAAACUGAAGUCCAGCACUACAGUGGAACCAACAUUGAGCUGGGCACCGCUUGCGGUAAAUACUUCCGUGUGUGCACCAUGUCCAUUACCGAUCCUGGAGAUUCGGACAUCAUCCGCUCAUUGCCCGACAAUUAAAAGAGGAGUGUUUUAUUCUUUAAAGCCAA